Microcebus murinus (gray mouse lemur) is the source of this 2127-nucleotide messenger RNA. NCBI's taxonomy places the organism in Eukaryota, Metazoa, Chordata, Mammalia, Primates, Cheirogaleidae. The record is from RefSeq and is a predicted model, not a curated record.
UAGCAAGAGAUCUAGUGCUAUUGCAGAAAGAAGUCCAUAGGCAUCACUUGUUUUGGAGAGGAACUCGUGUAAUAUAGUAUCCUGGUCUGGUAAGCAAAGUGUGAUCCUGCUGAGUUUAUUUCUUGAAUUUCCUCCUCCCUGGUCUACCUACAUCUGAUCAGCACAAAGCCUAGAUUUCAUUAUAUUCAACACAGAACAAUGUCCUUUGGAGCAGCUGACAUCCUGAGCUCUGAGAGACUGAAUAAGGACAAAUACCUUUUAAAAUAGAAAACUCUCUCUGUUUCCAAAAUUCUGUUAAAGCAGAUAAUAGUUAUUUCACUGCACAUGGAUUUCAAGGAAUGUGGAUAUGGGCAAACAAAUAAUAAACAGAUGAGAACAAAACCUAUUCAUAAUUUUCAAUCAACUGAGAAACAUGUGAAAAAAGAAGGUCACACUGAGAAUGUAAUGACGGAUUUAUCAAAUGUUUAUGCUUCAGAUUUGUUGCCAUCCAAGGAGGGCAACGAUUUAACAAGAUAUUUUCUGCUACAAAUAGUAGAUAUUCUUUUGCAUUACAUCAAAAAAAUCUUUGAUGUUAAGAGUAAAAUAUUGGAUUUUCAUCAUCCUCAUCAAUUCCUUGAAGGUUUGGAUGGGUUUAACUUAGAACUGUCUGACGUCCCUGAAUCUCUGGAACAAUUACUUGUUGAUUGCACAGAUACCUUAAAAUAUGGUGUUAAAACAGGACAUCCUCGCUAUUUUAACCAGCUGUCUAGUGGGCUAGAUAUAAUUGGACUUGCAGGAGAAUGGUUGACAGCCACUGCAAAUACCAACAUGUUUACAUAUGAAAUAGCCCCAGUAUUUACUGUCAUGGAGACAAUUCUUCUCAAGAAAAUGUAUGGAAUUGUUGGCUGGAGAGAAACAGAGGCAGAUGGAAUAUUUUCACCUGGUGGGAGUAUAUCAAACCUCUACGGUAUAUUAGUAGCUCGUUAUAAGCAAUAUCCAGAGAUAAAAACAAAAGGCAUGACCGCACUUCCAUGUAUUGUAUUAUUUGUUUCUCAACAAGGUCAUUAUUCAGUAAAGAAAGCUGCAGCAAUCCUUGGUAUUGGAAUUGAUAAUGUAAUUGAAGUAAAAUGUGAUGAAAGAGGAAAGAUGAUUCCAGCUGAAUUAGAGAAAAAUAUAUUACAAGCUAAAAGAAAGGGUCAAAUUCCAUUUUGUGUCAGUGCCACGGCUGGGAGCACAGUGUAUGGAGCCUUCGACCCUCUCCAUGACAUCGCUAACAUUUGUGAGAAGCACAGACUCUGGAUGCAUGUGGAUGCAGCUUGGGGAGGUGGACUGCUGCUAUCCAGAAACUAUUCCUAUAAACUCAGUGGCAUUGAAAGGGCCAACUCUGUGACCUGGAAUCCUCACAAACUAAUGGGUGUCCCUCUUCAAUGCUCUGCUAUCUUGAUCCGGGAAAAAGGCCUUCUGGAAGCAUGCAACCAGAUGCAAGCUGGAUAUCUUUUCCAGCCAGAUAAGCUCUACAAUGUCGACUUUGACACUGGGGAUAAAACUAUUCAGUGUGGCCGACAUGUUGAUGUCUUCAAGCUAUGGUUAAUGUGGAAAGCAAAGGGAACCUGUGGCUUUGAGGCAGAAAUCAACAGAUAUAUGGAACUUGCAAAAUACUUCUAUAAGGUUUUAAAGAAAAAAGAUAACUUUAAACUUGUAUUUGAUGCAGAGCCUGAGUUCACCAAUGUCUGCUUCUGGUAUUUCCCACCAAGACUUAACCUCAUCCCAGAAGGUUUUGAAAGAGAUCAAGAACUACAAAAGAUUGCUCCGAAGAUUAAGGCACAGAUGAUAGCAAAAGGCACGGCUAUGAUAAGCUACCAGCCAUGUGGAGACAAAGUAAAUUUUUUUCGAAUGGUCUUUUCUAAUCCUGCCACAAGACAAACAGAUGUUGACUAUCUGAUUGAUGAAAUUGAAAGGAUUGGGAAGGAUUUAUGAUACUUCAGUGAGAACUUGCAUAUUACCUGUAAACAUAAAGAUAAACUUAAAAAUCUCCUGCUAAAGAUAAAAAAUGGAAUGGUAAAAGUGAUAUAUUUAAAAAAAAAACAAACUUUUAAUUCUUGUUCUAAGCUUUGUAAGAUGAUGAAAGAGGAUCCAGUUCAUUGAUAA